Molecule: messenger RNA, 2679 nt
Organism: Linnemannia hyalina
Lineage: Eukaryota; Fungi; Mortierellomycota; Mortierellomycetes; Mortierellales; Mortierellaceae
Source: the annotation of a GenBank genome assembly
AUGACCUCCAGGCACAGCCGUAUGCCAAGUGAUGUCGACCGCGACCACCCCUUACCCCCAACGGGCCUCUCCAGGGCAACGCCUAUCUUGCCCCUCGGGAUGCCUCCUAUGACCAAGGAGGCCAAAGAGUCCAAGGAGCAGGCUGCUGCCUGGGAGACGUCGCUCAAUCGGAUCCUUCAAACUAUGCACAGCGACGACACUGCACGCUACUUGGCCUAUUUCAAAGCCAGAAUCGAAAUCGAGGAUACCUACAGUCGCGGCCUCGAAAAACUGGCAUCGCUCACCGUCAGCACCAGGGGUGGGUCCAAGAGCACGGGCAAUACAACCAAUGCAAGGGACGGACCGCAGGGGGCUGGUGGCAACAAUGGUGGUCAGGGCAAUAACAGCACCUUUGCUGAGCCCGAUGAGAUCCCGACAACCCUUCACAAAGCAUACGAGGCAUUGAUGGACACGACACUGCAGGUAUGCCGUCGUCGUCAGUCGUUCAUUCGCCUUCUCAAGAAUCUUGCUGGAGCACUUGCUGGAAUGAAGGAGGCACACGAGAAGCAGCGCAAGACCCAGAAGGAGAACACCAAGCCCGUCUUCCAACUUUAUGCGGAGCAAAGGCUUGUCACGGUCCCUAAGGCCAAGAGAAACUAUGAGCAACGUUGCAGGGAUGUCGAGCAAGUGCUUGCAAUUGAGGACGUUGAGCACCUGCCAGUCCGUGAGCGACUCAAGAACCUCACCAGCACAUCAGGCGCUGCAGGCAGAUUGGUUAAGAGUAAACGGGAUAUGGAAGAUGCAGAUGGCGAAUACAGGACGGCUGUGCAGACCCUGGAAGUGUUCCGCAUGCAACGUGAGAUGCGUUUCGAUACCGCAUAUAAGACUAUGCAAGGCAUGAUCGAGGAAAGAGGAGCCAAAUGUCGUCAAUGCCUUGAGGCAUAUGUCAACGAAGAACGUACACAGAUUGCAAAGAUGACCGAGGAAAUUGACCGGUUCUCGGUCGUCAUCAAUUGUAUCAAACCUGUUGGUGACAUGGAGCAGCUCAGCCUGUCCUUUUCCAAGGAUAUCAACUCGCAUCCGAAGACUGUCGUCUAUGAAAGCUACUACAAGCCCGUUCCUGAGAGUAUUUUCGGAAUGAGUUUGCAAGAAUACGUGGACAAGCACAAACAUCCUAUCCCUUUAGUCGUUAUCAAGUGUUCCGAAGCCAUUGACCGUGCAGGGCUGAACCGCGAGGGAAUCUAUCGUGUGUCAGGACGUCAUGCUCAGAUCAUGAACCUCAAGCGACUGUUUGACUCUGAUGAAGAAGGCAUAGACUUUACCAAUCCUGUCUACAACGAUGAUUGCACUUCGAUUGCGGCCGUCUUGAAGAUUUACCUUCGUGAACUGCCCCAACCUCUCUUCCCUUUUGCCCUCAACGAGCGCAUUGCCUACUCUUCUAUUCCGGACCGUAAUGCCAGACUGGGAGAGCUCAAGGGUCGUCUCAAGGCACUCCCUGGUUGCAACAUUGAUACUCUCCAGUUCUUGAUCGAGCAUCUCCGCAGGAUAUACGAUCAUGUGGAGACCAACAAGAUGACACUCGACAACCUGUCAAUGAUCUUCACACCCGCCAUCUUCCACGACUUUAACAGCGCAAUGGUACCAGGAGCCCAGGGAGGCGGUGGUGGCGGUGGCGCAGGAGGAGGAGGGACUGGAGCACAUGAUAUUGCACUUGCAGCACUCUCGUUCGCAUCCAACGCCUCCCUAUCUGCAUCUUCGCCUUCUUCGCCUAGCCCUAACUCUGCGCCAUGGAACUCUUACCCCUUCCCGCCUACUGACCAAGCGGCUUCCAAGGGUGGACAGCAACAAUUUUAUCCACAAAACCCUAACCUUGGAUUUGGCCACUCUUCAGGAACUGGAGGAGCUGUAUCAACAGGAAGGUCUUCACCUAUGCCCAUGACAGCUUCAGAAGGCUCAUCAUCCUCUUUACCACUCCCCCAACAUGGCAGUGGCAUGACGUCUGCAGCCGCAACUUCCCCACCACCACAGCAUCCAGCAGGAUUCACACCCGCCUCGACCGCCAACACAACAUCAACUGCCGCCAGUUGGAGUAACGACCUCGUUCUCUCAGAUUUGAUUCUCAACAGUGCUAGUGUCUUCAACGUCCUCCCCAAACUGCCAGCCCGCACAAACUCGGCCUACUCGAUAGCAGCAUCCUCCAUUUACUCCAACAGCGAGGAUCGGCACCUUUCUCUCGCAAUGUCUGGGACUACGCUUUCUGGAUCUAUUGUUGGUGGUGGUGGACCCGGCGGGAAUAAUGGGGUUUCGACGGCGAGGCCGUUCAGUAAUUCGAGGAAAUCUUCGGCUUCGAGUUUAGGCGUCCCCUCGUCGCCUAUUGAAGGAGGGAAUGGGCAAUUGAGGCCUAGGAUGGACAGUCUGCCCAUCCUUGCCGCGGCUGGUGCGGCUUUGGCGUCUUCACCCCCACCAUCACAGCAACGUCAGGCGGGCCAGCAGUACCAGUCCUACCCGCCGCCACCACCUGUCCAGCAACAGCAGCAGCAGCAGCAACAAUACCAACAGCAACAAUACCAACAACAGCAACAACAAUACCAUCUGCCAGCCCCGCAACCACAGCAGCAAUACGGCUACUCGGAUCAGCAGCGGCAACCCUCCCCUCCUUCGUCCAGACGGCUCAACUAUGAUCCCCAGCACCAGCAGUAA